UUCUGAAAACGAGCGAUGGCCAAGUUCCUCGGCAACACGCUGAUCCGCGUCGGCAAGAAGAUUGUGGGCAUUGGCAAGAACUACGAGGCCCACGCCCGCGAAAUGGGCGCGACGCAUGCGCCCAAGGAGCCCGUGAUCUUCCUCAAACCGACGACGUGCUACGCCCGCGCUGGCGAGUCGAUCCAGCUACCGGCGCACAUUGGGUCGGUGCACCACGAAGUCGAACUCGGUGUCGUGAUUGGCAAGGGUGGCAAGGACAUUCGCGAAGAGGACUGGGAAAAGCACGUCGCGGGCUACGUCGUUGCGAUCGACAUGACGGCGCGCGACCUGCAGAGCAAGGCCAAAGCGGGCGGUCUGCCGUGGACGCCGGCCAAGUGCUUCGACACCUUCUUGCCGAUCAGCGAUUUUGUCCCGACGUCGUCGAUUCCAUCGCCCCACGAUGUGGAGAUCUGGCUCAAGGUCGACGGCGUCGAGCGCCAGCGCGUCAAUACGGGCGAAAUGGUGCACAAGAUUCCGUUCCUUCUGUCCCACAUCAGCCGCAUCAUGACGCUCGAAGAAGGCGACAUGAUCAUCACGGGCACACCGGAAGGCGUCGGCCCCGUCGAGCCGGGCAACGUCGUGACGGCCGGCAUCGAGGGCAUCGUCGAGAUGACCUUCCCGGUAGCCACGCGCGAGUACGCGCCGUAGACACCAGCCCGCGUGGGACCGCCGUACUGCAACUACUACGCAGGAGUAGCUCACGGCCGCAUCCCAAGGUUGGAUCGGAUCGAAAUUUCAAUGUCAACCGGCGACCGCUGGAAUAUCCGCGUUCCGGGAGCCGUCGCUGCAUGUUCCCACAAUAGUGUGCAG
This is a messenger RNA of Saprolegnia parasitica CBS 223.65, 849 nucleotides long. RefSeq lists its product as hypothetical. Bases 16 to 687 code for a protein of 223 amino acids. The record is from RefSeq and is a predicted model, not a curated record. Gene Ontology annotation, molecular function: acetylpyruvate hydrolase activity. The transcript has 5 exons. Gene Ontology annotation, cellular component: mitochondrion. Lineage: Eukaryota; Oomycota; Saprolegniomycetes; Saprolegniales; Saprolegniaceae.